AUGCGCGCCUUCGUCACUGUGGGAUCGACGCAUUUCGACCCGCUCGUGCAAGCCUCUCUAUCCACUCCGGUCUUGGAGAGUUUGCGCUCUCGAGGUUAUACGGAACUCACUAUCCAAUGCGGUCAUUCUAAGAUUGUACAAGAACUGUUUUCUGCGCAAGAUGUAGCAACUUUAACCAACGCCGGCGUCAGCAUCGAAGUCUGGAGAUUCAAGCCUACGCUACGAGAAGACUAUGCACGGGCAGACUUAGUUAUCAGUCAUGCAGGCUCGGGAACUAUACUGGAUGUCCUGAGACUGGGGAAGGCAUUGAUUGUGGUACCUAACCCGACUCUCUUGGAUAACCAUCAGGAAGAGCUGGCCAACGCUCUAGCGGACCUCGGUCAUCUCUAUUCGUCGUCUAUUCCUGAUCUGCCUGGGGUGAUAGAACGGAUCGACACUCGUCACAUCGUGCCCUUCCCUCCGUUUGAUGGCAGUAGAUUCCGAAAGCUUCUGGACGAAGAGAUGGGAUAUGUCUGAUCAUGAUUGUGUACAAUGAGCGUUACAGUUUACUUGUACCCGCAGGCUUUUCCACUAUUGUGCACGCAAUAUUGAGAGAUAUUAUUUGAUCGGACAGAUUCGGACAAUCAUUCCUCG
This is a messenger RNA of Gloeophyllum trabeum ATCC 11539, 633 nucleotides long. Its product is annotated as glycosyl transferase. The record is from RefSeq and is a predicted model, not a curated record. Gene Ontology annotation, cellular component: UDP-N-acetylglucosamine transferase complex; extrinsic component of endoplasmic reticulum membrane. Bases 1 to 516 code for a protein of 171 amino acids. The transcript is spliced from 3 exons. Gene Ontology annotation, biological process: dolichol-linked oligosaccharide biosynthetic process. Gene Ontology annotation, molecular function: hexosyltransferase activity. NCBI's taxonomy places the organism in Eukaryota, Fungi, Basidiomycota, Agaricomycetes, Gloeophyllales, Gloeophyllaceae.